AUGGGGUCGACUGACGUCUUGGCUGCUCAGAUCGACGCCAACGCCUCCGAUGCAAUGGACGGGCGAGCGCGACGUCCCGCCGAGAAGAACGCCGUCUGGAUGCCCUUGCGCCCGCGAAGCCUACACCAGGCUCCCGCAGACGCCGAGAUUGCGCUGCAUGCUUGGCGCAAAUUAUGUCUCUAUCAUGCAGUAUGCCAAGCCGCUAAUCAGCCCCCCGUCUCGCUGAACGAACCCAUACCUGACGAAUUCGCGCGACCCCCUAGCCGCCGGAGGCAUGCGCGGGAUUUUGGAGCUGAUAUAUGCGAUGACCUUGGUUCUGGAGGUGCCAUGGGCGAGUACUGA
Messenger RNA from Schizophyllum commune H4-8, 342 nucleotides. RefSeq lists its product as uncharacterized. The record is from RefSeq and is a predicted model, not a curated record. NCBI's taxonomy places the organism in Eukaryota, Fungi, Basidiomycota, Agaricomycetes, Agaricales, Schizophyllaceae. The transcript has 3 exons. The coding region runs from base 1 to 342 and encodes 113 amino acids.